AUGGCGGUGUCCGCGCCGCCCGUCAUCGCCGCAACUUCCAGCGGCGGCGGCGCGGGGGGCUCGGCGGGUUUGUUCCGGGCGGACCCGCUGUACUCCAGCCCCGCGGAGUCCCCGCGCCUCACCAACAGCCUCGUCAACACUUUCCUCUCGGCCGGCGGCGGCGGGGCCGGCGCGGGCGGCGGUGGCGGCGGCGGCAACGAGUGUAAGAUGGUCGACCUGCACGGGGUGAAGGUGGCCUCGUUCCUCGUGGAGGGGCAGGAGCUGAUCUGCCUGCCGCAGGUCUUUGAUCUCUUCCUCAAGCACCUGGUGGGAGGGCUGCACACGGUCUACACCAAGCUGAAGCGGCUGGAUAUAUCGCCCGUGGUGUGCACGGUGGAGCAGGUCCGCAUCCUGCGCGGGCUGGGGGCCAUCCAGCCCGGCGUGAACCGCUGCAAGCUCAUCACCAGGAAGGACUUCGAAACUUUGUACAACGACUGCACCAACGCGAGCUCCCGCCCAGGCCGACCGCCCAAGCGCUCACUGGGAGUGGCGAUCCAGGAGAAUGCGCGGCUGCUGCCCCACGGAGUGCCCGGCCUCCUGUCACCAGGGCUCAUCUCCCCAACAGGUCUGACAGCUGCUGCCAUGGCAGAGGCUAUGAAGCUACAGAAAAUGAAACUUAUGGCCAUGAACAGCCUGCAUGGAAGUGGGAGUCAAAAUGGAACCGAGUCAGAAAAUGAAGAGCUCAAUUCUAAUGCAGGUGGCAGUGAAUCCUCCUGGGACAAAGACAAGCUGCAGUCUCCCAUCACAACGGGAUCCCAGCACAGCAUUGGGCACCCCACGCUGUCAGGGCAGUCCAGCCUUGGGAGUGCACACCCGCUCAGCCCUCUCCAGCAGAACCACCUGCUCACCAACAGGAUAGACCUGCCCUUCAUGAUGAUGCCGCACCCCCUGCUCCCCGUCAGCCUCCCCCCGGCCUCGGUGGCCAUGGCCAUGAACCAGAUGAACCAUCUCAACACCAUCGCCAACAUGGCGGCGGCGGCGCAGAUGCACAGCCCCCUCUCCAGGGCAGGGGCCUCCGUCAUCAAGGAGAGGAUCCAGGACAGCCCUUCCCCGGCGCCGUCCCUGGAGGACAGCCAGCGGCCCGGCAGCCAUGCGUCCUCCCACCCCAGCAGCAGCGUGUCCAGCUCCCCGUCCCAGCUGGACACCACCCCCGACAGGAUCGCCAUGCUGACCAACAGCAGGGAAGGAGAACUCAUUGACCAAGAAACUGGGACCAGCCUAAAAAAAAUACAAAAGGAGAAAGAAGAGGUCCAAAUUGCCAUUCCAAUAAUGAAACCAACCUUAGAUAAAGUCCAACUGGCUGGACAGGCCUUGCCUCCUGGAUUUCCGGCGCCAUUUCUUUUUGCUGAUGGUCUCUCAUCAGUAGAAACACUAUUAACCAACAUUCAGGGCCUGCUGAAAGUGGCUGUGGACAAUGCAAGAGUCCAGGAAAAGCAAAUACAGCAGGAAAAGAAAGAGUUAAAGAUGGAGCUUUGUAGAGAGCGAGAACUACGAGAGAGCUUGGAAAGGCAACUCACAGCUGAGCUGCAAAGCAGAGCCACAAUUCAAAAACGCUUGAAGAAAGAGAAGAAGGCAAAGAGAAAAUUGCAGGAAGCUCUGGAAUUUGAAUCCAAGAGAAGAGAACAAGUGGAACAGGCUCUGAAACAGGCCACAUCAGGUGACGGUCUCAGGAUGUUAAAUGAUGCUGGAAUCCCAGAUAUGGAAAUAGAACACAACGGAACCCAACAUGACAGUGCAGCCAUGCAAGAAAACAGAACAUACAUCAAGCCGACCAUUAUGUACUGAAGGAACCACCUAUUGCUGAAAAAUGUAUAAUGACCACUAUUUGAAGACUAUAUAGUUCCUGAGAAAUGUCCCUUCCAACCUUUGAUGCCUUCAGUACUGUGUGAGGAACAGGAUUUGUAGCAUGAAACUUGAAGGACAAUUUCAAGCAAUUUACUGUUGCUGCAUUGAAAACUGCCGUAUUAAGAAAUACUGAGACUUUUUACAAGCUUACCAUACCAAACCAAGCCUGUCACAACAGAUCAUUUUUAGGUCCCUGGAGAUAGAAAGGAGUUUUAGUAUUUUUAAGCACAUACAUCAAUUAUUUCCCCUCCCCAC
Molecule: messenger RNA, 2139 nt
Organism: Agelaius phoeniceus (red-winged blackbird)
Lineage: Eukaryota; Metazoa; Chordata; Aves; Passeriformes; Icteridae
Gene: DACH2
Product: dachshund family transcription factor 2
Biological process (GO): regulation of transcription by RNA polymerase II
Cellular component (GO): transcription regulator complex; nucleus
Molecular function (GO): RNA polymerase II cis-regulatory region sequence-specific DNA binding; DNA-binding transcription factor activity, RNA polymerase II-specific
Source: RefSeq, a predicted model, not a curated record